This is a messenger RNA of Cuscuta campestris, 1735 nucleotides long. NCBI's taxonomy places the organism in Eukaryota, Viridiplantae, Streptophyta, Magnoliopsida, Solanales, Convolvulaceae. The record is from the annotation of a GenBank genome assembly.
GUAUUACUCCACACAACGGCUAUUUUCCAACGGUCGAAAAAUCCAAAAACCCCUUCCCUAAAUUGCACCCCUUCUUCUUCUCCUCCUUCACUGCCAUUUCAUCCUUCUCCGAUCGUUUCAUUCCACAGUCACAAAUCUCCACAUCAGAUUUCGAGUUCGUCUUCUUGAGAAAAGUUCAAAGAUGUUGCAGGAGAUGUGGAAUGGACCGCCGGGUUUCAGGCCCACCAAAUCCGCCCCUGUUUCACCGGCAAAGCCGCCGCCCAUCCCCAGAACCCAAUCCUUCCACGCCGCGUACAAAAUCCCGGUCGGCGACUCCCCUUACGUCCGAGCGAAGAACGUCCAACUUGUUGAGAAGGAUCCGGAGAAGGCGAUUCCCCUGUUCUGGGCAGCCAUCAAUGCCGGGGACAGAGUGGACAGUGCUCUGAAGGAUAUGGCGAUUGUGAUGAAGCAACAGAACAGGGCGGAAGAAGCGAUUGAAGCCAUUAAGUCUCUGAGGAAUCGGUGUUCUGAUCAAGCACAAGAGGCUCUUGACAACAUCUUGUUAGAUCUCUACAAGAGAUGCGGGAGAUUGGAUGAUCAGAUCGCACUCCUGAGGCACAAACUGUUCUUGAUCCAACAAGGGUUGGCCUUUAAUGGCAGGCGAACGAAGACGGCCAGAUCCCAAGGGAAGAAGUUUCAGGUUUCAGUGGAUCAAGAAGCUACCAGACUUCUGGGGAAUCUGGGUUGGGCGUUGAUGCAGAGAAACAACUACGUGGAAGCAGAAGACGCAUACAGAAAGGCGCUGACCAUAGCAGCAGACAACAACAAGAUGUGCAACCUCGGCAUCUGUCUGAUGAAACAGGGGCGGGUUUGCGAGGCGAAGGAGACGCUGCGGCGCGUGAAGCCCGCGGUGUCCGGCGGGCCCAGAGGCGUGGAUUCGCAUCUCAAGGCCUACGAGAGGGCGCAGCAGAUGCUCCAAGACUUGGAAUCCGAACUGAUCUCCAAGGUUGUCGGGUCGGGCAACAAUCUGGAAAGGCGACAGGUGUUCGAGUCUUUCUUGGGUUCUUCCGCGAUCUGGCAACCGCAUCCCUGUUCUUCGUCAUCGUCUUCCUCCUCGCCAUCGUUCACAGCAGAUCCAUUCCCCGAUGAGAAUCUCAUCAACGCCUCCUCCAACUCGCUGAAUGUCUCUGCCCCGCCGUUCUUUUCGUCUAAAUUCGCGAAAGAACAGCCUCAGCUUCAGCAGCCUCUGAAGAGAACGAGGUCCAUCAAUGGCGGAAUUCCAGACUGUGAGACCAAGAUGAGAAGGCAGACCGCUGUGGGUGCUGCGGAAAAGGAACCGGUGGUGCUGCCGGACAGCAAGGACUUCGAGGAUGCGAUAAUUGCGGCGGUUUUGGAAGGGAAAUCGCCAAAGUUUGAAUCUUGUACAAGAAAGAUUGACAAGAGGCUUAAGGUUUUCCAAGACAUCACUCUGUCACUGAGUCCAAAGGCCUGAUCUGCUAAUUAUCAACAUUUUAAGGGGUUUUUAUUUAUUUAUUUAUUUAUUUGCUUUUUCCAUCUUAGAAUUUCUAUAAUUAUUCUCUAGAGAAGAAGAAAUAGGGAGAUGAGCAGCUUGUUCUCCUCUACACUUUUUUUUUCAUUCUUUUACUUAUAAAGGGGUAAAAGGGUAGUAUUGUCAUGUGGUGUGUGUUAUUUAGUGAGAGAGCAUUCUUUCUUACUAAAAAAAUUCAAUAACAAGGAAGAAAUUGUUUUCUUUAGU